Messenger RNA from Clupea harengus (Atlantic herring), 1025 nucleotides. Its product is annotated as DNA-binding protein inhibitor ID-1-like. Gene Ontology annotation, biological process: circadian regulation of gene expression; cell differentiation; negative regulation of transcription by RNA polymerase II. Gene Ontology annotation, cellular component: cytoplasm; nucleus. Lineage: Eukaryota; Metazoa; Chordata; Actinopteri; Clupeiformes; Clupeidae. Gene Ontology annotation, molecular function: transcription regulator activity; protein dimerization activity. The record is from RefSeq and is a predicted model, not a curated record.
UGGUAGUCCUGUACAGAGCUGUCAAUACAGCGUAUUUGGACACUAUCCUUACGGACUAAAACCUGCGACCGUGCUGGUUGAACAACCAUCUCUGAACUUGGUCAUCACCAAAACUACUACAGCCAAAAUGAAAGUUGUCGGACCUACCUGCGCGUUGAACAACAGCGAGGACGUUGUCCGUUGCCUGUCUGAUCAAAGCCUCACCAUAACCAAAUGCAAGAUUCCGCUGUUGGACGAGCAGAUGUCUGCCUUUCUGCAAGACAUGAACAACUGCUACAGCAAGCUUAAGGAACUCGUACCGACGCUGCCUCCUAAUAAGAAGGCCAGCAAGGUGGAGAUCCUCCAGCACGUCAUUGACUACAUCUGGGACCUGCAGAUCGAACUGGACGAGCCGGGCAAGACUCGCCAGGCGGGGAGCAACAUGCCACGCACUCCCCUGACCACCCUCAAUGCUGAACUUGCCAGCAUCUCUGUUGAGAAUGGAUGCUCGGAUGACAGAAUCAUGUGCCGUUAAAAGUCGAAGCGACCAUUCCAACACCCAGCAGCAAAAGCUUUGAGAAGACCGAACAAGGAUGCAUAGAGUGAUGAUGCUUGAUCACUUCGAUCGACCUUGAACUGAGUAGGGAAAUCCACAGAUUCCCGCGUUAGAGUAAGAACUGUAUUGCCUGUGACCCAGGAACGACUAGAGGACCAAGUUGAUGCGGCCCGAGUAUCUACAGAAGCCUGAGUAGCCUACAGGGAACAAAUCAUUAGAUUGCUGUGUACAGCCGUGGGAUCCAUGGCACUCAGUACGUCUGUCUCCCAGCUCUCCUCCUUCUAUUGGGCCUCCCACAGUAGUUACUCGUUUUAGCUUAUAAACGUAAAAAUUAUUAGUAGGCCUACGUUAUUUUGUUGAAGAGGUCAAUUUCUCAGAUUACUGAGCGAAAUUAUGUAUUGUAUAUUACAAUGACAUAAAAUGUGAACGUCAUAUUGUGUUUUCUACAAUGUACCUAAAAUGUGUUUUUAUUAAAACAAAAUUAUUGUGA